GCUGCUCUUACAUACACAUUAUUAGAGCACAGAGUUCCUGGUGUGGGAGGUACAAUUCACCCGGGUAGAGUCACUGCUUUGCUUCUCUCCACACCCCAUUGCCUGCUCAGUAGCUGCAUGGGAAGCGCGCAGGUCUAAGUCCUCUCUCCAAACACACAGGUGCUGCCCCCUGUAAGCAGCUACACGCGAGAAACAACACCCAGGAAACAACUGGACAUUUCUGUACCCUACCUGAUUUAUUCCUAAAAUGGCUGUCAGAUCUCACUACCAGGGAUUUGGGAUGGAAGACACUGUGUGGGAGCAGUAUACGGUCACUUUACAAAGGGAUCAUAAAAAAGGAUUUGGGAUUGCAGUUUCUGGAGGAAAAGACAAUCCACAUUUUAAAAAUGGGGAUAAUUCUAUUGUGAUCUCAGAUGUGCUCAUGGGAGGUCCUGCAGAUGGUUUACUACAGUUGUGAAAAGACCACGGAGGGCGCAGAUGGGCAUUCCAAGUAAAUCUGAGCCUGCCUUAGAUGUUAUGGAGGAUUAUCCAGAAUUUGAGAACAGAACUGCAUACAAUGCUUACAGUGAGAGGAGUGGGUUUGGAGGCUCUCGUAGUCGUGAUCCCAGCCCAGACAGGGUGUACAAGAGGGACCAAGAAAGAGGUCCUUUCUACGAAAGAGACCAGAGAGGUUAUGGGAGCAGAGCCAGAAGUGUUGAUAGAGGUCUUGACAUGGAUUAUGAGAUUAGAGGAGACUCCAGUCGUGGAAGGAGUAUAGACCGGGAUCUUGAUGAUGACCGUAUGUACCGGAGGGAACACAGCCGUGGUCGAAGCAUAGAUCGUGAUCUAGAUGACAAUCGCAUGCACGCCAGAGAACGUAGCCGUGGCAGAAGCCUUGAUCGUGAUCUGGAUGACCCACAUAGCUACAAAAGGGACAACAGUCGUGGCAGGACCUUGGACAGAGAUGAUACGUAUGAUAGAAGAACAGAUUACAGCCCAGAGAGAGGUUAUGGCAGGAGAGUUUCCCCUGAGCGAAGAUACGAAAAAAAUACACAGAAAAGUCAUAGCAGGGACAGACUUCAAUCACAUAGCCCUUCACCUGAACCGUAUGAAUAUUCAGAUAAGACCAACUGUGUUCUCCUAACAAAGAAUAAAUCCAAUGAAGAGUAUGGUCUCCGUCUUGGCAGUCAGAUAUACAUUAAGGGACUAACAAACACAGGCCUUGCUGCAAAAGACGGAAAUUUGCACGAAGGAGACAUUAUUCUCAAGAUUAAUGGUACUCUGACUGAGAACAUGUCCUUAGCGGAUGCCCAGGCUCUAAUAGAAAAAUCUCGAGGGAAACUUCAGCUGGUGGUGCUGAGGGACAAAAAACAGACUCUGAUCAACUUGCCAUAUGUGGAAGACAGCGAUUCAGAAAUGGAAGAUGACCGCCCUCAGGUACACAAGAGAAGGAAUCCAAGAUCAAAGGAGCUGUAAAUAAGAGCCAGGUUCAUGACACACAGAUUACAGAUUCUGGAUGAAGUUCAGUCAGCUGUUUUAUCUAACCAAAGAUCUAUAAGAUAAUUUUCUAUUUUGUAUUCCACUAAGCACUGAAAAUGUUUGAACUAAAAUGAAACAAUAAAUAAAAGAUUUUUAUUUUAAAAUGGAUUCAUAAAAAUA
This is a messenger RNA of Bombina bombina (fire-bellied toad), 1638 nucleotides long. RefSeq names its product tight junction protein ZO-2. The record is from RefSeq and is a predicted model, not a curated record. NCBI's taxonomy places the organism in Eukaryota, Metazoa, Chordata, Amphibia, Anura, Bombinatoridae. Gene Ontology annotation, molecular function: cell adhesion molecule binding. Gene Ontology annotation, biological process: positive regulation of blood-brain barrier permeability; protein localization to cell-cell junction; establishment of endothelial intestinal barrier. Gene Ontology annotation, cellular component: bicellular tight junction; plasma membrane.